Messenger RNA from Auanema sp. JU1783, 378 nucleotides. NCBI's taxonomy places the organism in Eukaryota, Metazoa, Nematoda, Chromadorea, Rhabditida, Rhabditidae. The record is from the annotation of a GenBank genome assembly.
AUGGGUUCAAUAGAUCCGGAUGCCAGGUCACGAAGAAUCAAUAUGGCAUACCCGAAAGGGACGUUUUUGAUCCGUUUAUCCGAUACUAGCACGACUGAAGGCAACAAUGCUAUCUGGAUGGUGGAUAACUACCAACUCUUACAAAAGUGUGUAAUUGACCGCACGGAUGCUAACGGAACUCGCUUUUACGCAAAGACGGAGAGGUACAGUGGCUGGUUGGCAGAUGAACCAUGGUUGUAUUUCCCUUUGACAAGUAUAGAAAUAAUGAAGGAUCCCACAAAUCCCCAAAACCCUUUGAUUGCCCUCAUUUCAUCACCAACUCCCGGAGAAAUGGAGAACCACCGAAACAGUUGUUUGAACAUCAAACCCCUUAUUUAG